UUAUGUAAAUAUUAGAAAUUUAUGAGUGAAAAAUAAAAAUAACAAAAAAAUCAGGAAAAUAAAAAUAAUUCUUUUACUUUAUUCUCAUAUGUAAAAAAAAAAAAUAAAAAGAAAAGAAUAAAAGCAAUAAUCGUUAUCUUAAAGUUGUCAAUGAUAAAAGAAAAGAGCAAGAAAUAAAAAAAAAAAGAAAAAAAGAAUAGAAAUUAUAGUUUUUUUUUUUUCAAUUAAAAACUAUGAUGCAUAAUUAAUGACGAGCAUAAUAGGAAAUUUACGAAUUUUCUUAAAAUUCUUGAGAUUAAAAAAAUUUUGAUUACAGUGAAAACAUAUAAAAUAGGCAUAUGUAUCAGAACAUAAUUUAAUUAUAAGUAUAGAAAACGAAGGAAUUCGAUAAUCACAAAAAGAAUAAGAACUUAAUCUUUUUUAAACUUAAACCUUUUAUUAAGAAUAUUUUAAUAGUAUCUGUAUUCUUUAAUAAUAUUUAUAUAUUUCAUAAUAAAUUAUUAUUUUAUAUAUAAUUAUAUAUAAUAAUAUAUAUAAUUAUCAAUUUCAUAAUUUAAUUUAAUUAUCAAUUUAAAAAAUUAAAAAAAUUUUUUUAAUAUUAUUUUAUGAAUUCAAGAUAUAACAUAAUAACAUAAUAUAUGUUAUAUCAUCCACAAUUCAAUCCGUAUCAAAUGUAAUUAUCGACGAUGCAAAACAAAAUUAUUUUUUAACAUAUAUUCUAUGAUAUAUAUAUAAAUAAUAAAAGAAAUAAGAAAAGAAUUAUAUCUAAGAAAGAUAUUAGAUGAACAUGAUUUUUAAAAAUUGAACAAUUUUAUUUGAUAAUUCAAAUAUCGACUGUAUUAUCUGAAAUACCAUGGAAUAUCUUGUAUCAAGGUGAUUUCGCAUUCAUUGAUAUUCCAAGGGAAAAUAAAUUAUCUCUUUGCAAAUACAUAAUUUUAUUAUCCAUUAAUCUCAUUAAUGGAUAUGGCUCAUAAUAUAGUACGACAAAUAACAUGUAAGUAUAUAAAAUUCAAUGUAUUCAAAAAUUUUUUCGAGACAUUUAUCGAGAAUAAAUGAUAUUGUGAGAACAAUAUCGUUUUUUAAAAAAGAAUUUAAAGGACUCUUGAAAUUGUAUAUUUGUUAGAAAACAUUUCGGCUGAAGUUAUUAUUUUGUAAACUAUAUGUCCUCUUAGCUUACCUUCUUUUCGAGCAAUGCGGACGCGUGAUUACAUCGCUCCGUAUUUCGAGUCGAUUUUAAGUGGUAAAUUCAGUGAAAUUAAUUCAGGUGGUAUUCGAGCGUAUUAUAGAAGUGGAAAAGUGUUAGUGACUGCGAUUUCAUGGCAAUCGAAUUCACGGAUGGCGAGAAAUCACGAAAAAAUAUAUUAGAGUAAUUCGAAAGUGACACCAUAUCUGAAAAUUUUAAUUUCAAAGUGUAUUAGUAUUACCGAAGAUACAGUACGACUUCAAAAUGGUAAGAAAGACAUGUUUGGUAAAAAAUUGAUAAUGUUCGGUGAAUUAUUAUAGGUCCCAUAAGUGAUCAAAUAAUUUCAAGAAACACGUGGUUCAGAGACAGCCAUAUUGGUCACUUAGUACCGUUCGAUCAUAGCGCUACCAGACGUUCACUUUUAUGUACUACUUUCUAGUGUAUUCGACAUUAAUUGGCGAGUGAUCCAAGUCAAUGAUUAGGCGAUCGAAACGUCUCCAAGUGUCGCCUGGUGUUCUUAUUGCUGAUUAGCUGACACGCUAUGAGGUUCAGCUGCUGAUUGGCUGAGCGUCGGGUAAUUCAUUGCCGAUUCAUACUUGGAUAUAAUUCUUUCUUAAUAACUUUUCUUGCGGAAAUGUGAGAGUUGCUAGCUUGUUACAAACAUUUUUGAUAUACGAGAGAUUGAGGAUUUUUUGAAAAAAAAAAUGUCUUUAGACAUGCAGAGAUAACAAAAAAGAAAUGUAAGGCGCAGCGAAAGAAUAACAAGAGCUCCGAGAAAAAUGCUAACAAAAUAAUGGAACACGAGGAAAAACAGAGAAUAUUUCCAUCUAAAUACAGUCGAAGAUUGAAAAGACAUAAAGAAAUUCUCAGUCUUUUUUUAGGCUUGGACAACGAUAUUUCAAAAGUGUUAGCAACUUGUUAAUAACUUUCUAAAGUAGAAAAGUUGCAAAUAUUACUUCAACAAAGCCUUAUUUACAGCAAUAACCUAGGAGGAUUUAGAAUUGGACUUAAAAUUUCUAAGCAUUGCAGCAGAGCUCACGAUCGCAAGAGCAAACAUUUUAAAGUUGUGAUGGAAAAAGAUGGCAUCGCAACUGAUCGUGGUAGCCAAGCAAAAUUUAAUGUAUGCAGGUAUGUGAGAUCGGGAGUCGCGAUUCUGACUAACACUAAACAUGACUUAUGAUCAUUAUUCCAUCAUUAUUCUGAUCCACCAAAAGAUUAAAGAUAAUGGUAUUUUCAUUGAGACGAAAUAAUCUAGCAACGCUUCUCGGAAUUUGAAGCUGAAGGAAGCGGGUUUCGCUAUUGAAAUUGUAACAAAUAAGAAUCAAUAAUUUAUGACGUUUCCAGGUCAAACAGGGAAUAAUGAGAAUCUCAUCGAGUAAAAUAGAAUAAAAUAAGGAAAAAUUCCGGCAGCAAGUGAAGUUGAUUUUCAAAUUAAGAAAUAGAAGCAAGGAUCGAUGUAAUUGCAUUUUAGAGACAUUGAAGAAAAUAUGGAGAAAAAUAAACUUACAUCGAUUGAAGCGGCUACAGAACGCGGAACCUAGUGACUACGAAAUGUUAUAGAUAGCUAAGUAAGCAAUAAAGAAAUCUGCACACAAUUGUGAUAGACAAGGCCUGUCCAUCAUAAGCAAUCGCAUUGAAUCAAAUCCUAUUAAGAACAGAUUAUGGUUCAUGGAAAGCUAAGAAAUGAACAAGAAUUACGGAUAAUUCAGUUAAAUAUGAAAAAAUCGCAAUGCGUCACUUUCGAGAUCGUGUGAAUCUGGAUGAGAAGGACAUUCUGUUCGUGCAAGAAACAAUAAGAAGUUUAAUAUUGCAGUGUAAUUCAGUGGUUACGACUACGAAGCUGGCCCAUUUAUAUGACAACCAUUAUGUAUGCAUGGAUGUGAUUUUCGACAGAAUAUAUUUGGCCAAUAAUAUAUUUCCAGUGUUUCGAAAGCAUACAACCGUAUAUUCGGAAAAUGAAACGAUUCGUAUCCGUUCUGCCCGGAAAAGAAUUAAUCAUAGUGACUCGAACGCGAAAUCUCUCCUUUAGCACUGUAAGCGAUUGAAUGCUCGAAUUAGCAUUGGUACUAAAACGAAUCGUAUGCAGUCUAAAUCUUCUAUUCGGAUGAUCAAUAUAACUCUAGUGCCCUAAAAAAUUAAGGAUUAUCAUAAAAGAAUUGACGUCAUAUACUUGUAUAUGCAAGGCAAUCACGAGGCACAAUUUAUAUAACGUAAGGACAGCAAACUGGAAAAAACUCCAGAAAUUGCGAACUCGCGAACGCCUGAGCAAGAUGGACUGAAUCGCAGGGCAGUCGCUCUACAAGUUACAUCAUUGACAUAUGCAACCAUGCUAUAAAGACGAAGAGAGUGCGUGUCAAAUCGGUAACGUGAUGGAUGGAAUUUCUGAUCUUGCGUAAGAGAAAAAUAUCGGGAACAAGAUUUCAGAGGAAAAAACGUCGAAAGAAGGUAAAAAAAUCCACAUAUUUAAAUCUCCGACGAGCAUACAAAACGACCGAGAGAAUCAAGCAAGAUAGUUCUGUUGACAAUUCUUGAGAGCAAUCUCUGGACUACAAACUGUGCGGCAGAAGAAUUGCGCCGGAAGCUAUGAUCGUCACAACGAAGAAAUUUUGGUGAAAUGAUGAAGGGAGAACAAUAUAUAUGGAAGAAGUGUGUUCGUGGACUGUUGGAUUCCUUGAUCUCGCUGAUUUCAUGAUCUACUACCACUGUGAUGUAAGUAACGAGACGCUGAAAAAGGAAUAAUGACGCGCGAUCUUUUGCAGGAAGAACAAAAAGAGUCUCGACAGGAUUGAAAUUGAAAUAGUCAAGACCUCAUAAUCCAAAAAAAAAAUAUGGGGCUUCUUUAAUGUCUGGUUCCUUCCUAGGAAUUUGUGGACUCGAUUGAAAGACGCUGAUAAUCAGAUCCGGCUUCGUAUCGACCAAAUCUGUCUUCGGCAAAUGUUUUCAGAUCAGUGAUUCGCGAAUGUGACUCAAUUUGGAUUAUGAAAAAGCAGGUUGACAAUGAACGCGAUUCUGAUGAUAAAGAAAUGAUCUUGGCCGUGGUCCAAGAGGAUGUGUGUGUAUGUGUAUGUUUAUUGCAUACAAGAGAAUGAUCACUGGAAAAUCUCUUCGAAGCAUUCGCCCUUGGAACGAUUGGCUUAAUACGCGGAGAAGAAACUAGCUCUUUCGAUAUAAGAAACAGAUAUAAUUCUACUGAAAGGAAUAUUAGACCGAGGAAGUCCACCGAUGAUAACUUAGAGUAACCAUCUGUUGAGGAUGAGAGCUAUGUGGUCACGUCGUCUACGAAUUCAAGGAAGCGGCAGGCAGAAUUCUACGUAGAACAAAGGUGGAUGUUGGAGCUCAUUCGUGGAACUUCAGAUAUUUCUAAGGCGAAUCAAGAUGUUUCCACGAGAAUCUACUAUUUUCGAUUAUGUUCAUUGCGUUCUGAGUGUUCACUAUAUUCGAAUGGACAAACCAUUGUAAUUCUUACUUCGAUUUACUUUUUUUCAGGUUUUUAAACUUACCGAAAGUUAAGAGUGAUCGAGAGUAUAGAAUCACCAUUUGGGAAAUGAUCAACUCUGAAUCUCUUCUCUUUAUUACAUUCGAUGUUUUCUGAAAGUAUCUAUGUCCUUAUUACUAUCAUGGCCAUGAAUAUAAUUGAUAGUAAGAUUUUCCAGCCUGGAAAAGUAUAAUUGAAAAUAAUAAAGAAAAAUAAAGGACUCACGGUCUCUGAGUAACGGCUUUAUGGAUAACGAUAUAUUAUUAGUUUACAAAUUAAAGAACUUUGUAUGUGCUUAAGAUGAAAUUUCAAAAAAUUACAAAAUCAAGCGUUUGACGAUAGCAUUAUUUAAGAAUCGUCGCUUGAUUUAAUAAUAUUGAAGACUUUUUAAAAGAAUAUCGGAAACUUUUCAAAAAAAUUACGAAAAUUGAAAACAUUUUUUUCAGUAUUUAGUAAAAAAUUCUUUUAUUAUUAUUACAAAUAAUAACGCAUUGUUUCUAUAUAAUAUUUCUAUAUAUCUAUGUUAUAUAUAUUUGAUAAAUUUGAAAUUUGAAUAAAUAUUAAAAAAAUAAUGGCAGAAAUUUUUAUUUUUAAUGAAUGAUUGAAAAUUAAGUAAAGAUAUUAAAAAACGAUAUAUUUUGAAAUUUGAAACUUGUCGCAAUUGAUUUGUAUUGUAUAUUAUUUAUGCGCUUUAUGCUUAUUUAUUGAAGCAAUUUUUAAAAAGUUUUAUAUACAUCUCUUCGAAUUAUCUAGUAUAAUAUUUGUUAUAAAUUUAUUUUGAUAAUAAAAUUAUAUUGAUAAUUGUUUAUAAUUUAUAUUUUCAAUUAAUUUUAUGAUAUUUAUUUUAUGAUCCAUUCUCCAUUUUAAUAUUGUACAAUCGUUAUAUUGGAUUUUAUCAAAAUAUUUCAUAUAUAUUUCACAUUACAUCAUUCUAACAUAUAUAAACAUAUAUAAUUGCGAACAAUUUCGUGAAAAAUAAAAUUAAAAUAAUAAAAUAUUAUAAAAAUAAAUAAAUAUUUAUAAUUUUUCAAUCAAUUCAUUACAUUCAAUCAAUAGUAUGGAAUAAUAAUUAUUUUCAAUAUAUAUUUAAAUUAAAAUUACUUUAAAAAAUAAUUACCUGUAACAUCAAUAUAACUUUUUUAUAUUAUUUAUAUUAUUUUAUAUUAUCAUUUUCAAGAUGCAUUUAUUGAUUUCUUUCAAUUUCUCUCUUUCUCACUUAUUAAACGAAAUAACGAUAUUUUUUUAAAUAAGGAAGAAGUUGUCUUAUCAAGUAACUAGAAAAUAUUCGUUGUAACAAAUUUUUAUUCCCUAAUAUCUCGAGAAAAAAGAAAAGAAAACAAAUAAAACAUUGAAAGAGCUUAAAAAAGAAAGAUUAGUGAUACAAACAAAAAAUUUAAAAACUGUAAUUUUCUCGUAAUCAAAUAUCUAUUAUGAAUUUUUUAUUUUAAAAGCUUUUUGCAGAAAGUGCGAGGAAAAUCGAUCGAUUGUAAUUUACCGCAAUUAUUACAUAGCAGAUUGUUAUACCAUAGAUAAAUGACACUAUGAAAAUAGAAGAAGGAAAAAUACCGUAAAUAAUAUAUGAAGCCGAGGUGUAAACGAAUGAUUCUUCGAGUUCUAUAUGGCAGUCCUAUACGAUAUCUUAGAAUCUAAAGAAGAUGGAUGUAUUUGACAAACAUCAAUCCUAUCAUUCUUAUCGUACUGUGAUGAAAAUCAUAGGACUAUGGCCAUAUAGUAAUUCGAUUUAUGUGUGUAUUCAGAGACUAUGGUUAUUGAUAUUCCUUCUUGGCCAAAUAAUAUUUCAGAUUGUGAUGCUUCUAAGAUCUGAAAUUACGUUACAAAACUGUACUUUAAUAUCGUUUACGAUCUGCCCAUUUAUAAUAAUUUUCUUACGAUAUAUAGGUUUUAUGAUAUUUUUUCCCACGGUAAAAUUUCUAUUUCAUCACAUUCAAAUGGAGGAAAAUAUAAUACAAGAUUCAAUAGAAGCACAGAUACGAACGAAAUUUAUCAAUGAUUCUUGUCAUAUGAUCGACAUUUUAUUUUGGAUAACUUAUGCACUUAUUGCAUUCUUCAGUAUGUUGCUGUUGUGUCCUAUGAUAUUGGAUUUCAUAAACCCUUUGAAUGAAUCUCGUACACGAAUUAUUCAUUAUUUUACAGUAUUUUCUUACAAUCGAAUUAUCUAUAUUGAUAUACUAUGCUUGAACUAUAUAUUUAUUGCAAUAAUUGCAUCAUUAUCUAUAAUAUGUAUGGAAUCGAUGAUCGGAUUUUAUAGUUAUCACGCAAGCUUGUUUUUUAAAAUUAUUGGUUAUCGAAUACAAAAGAUUGUUACGUAUUUGACUAUAUUUAAUUUAUCAUCGAAGCAAAUUGAUUCGAAACUUGUGGAGCUUUAUCGCAUAGUGGAUAUUCAUAACCAAGUUAUCGAACUUAUCAAUGCAUUAAAUAAUUCAGGAAUACAGUUUAUGGUGCCUAGUAUUCUAAUCGUGAUUUCAGUGGCAAUAAAUCUGCAUCAACUAGUAAAUACGAUUCUUAUUAGAAAGAAUCAAUUAGAAAUUUUGAUCUUUCUUAUAUUUCUUGUCUUUCAAAUGAUGAUCAUGUUUAUAUGUAACUAUAGUGGUCAAAUACUUAUAGACAACAGUCAAGAAUUGCUUUAUGACUUAUAUAUUUCUACGUGGUAUUUUGUACCGUUAAAAGUACAAAAGAUUUUAUUGCUGAUCAUGGUACGGAGCUCGAUAACAUAUAUGAUUAGCAUUUUAGGUGUGUUUACUCCGUGUCAUGCAGGAUUUUCGACGGUAAUUUAUUCAAAUAAAUAUAUCAUCAUUUGAAUUCAAAGUAAUAAAAUGUUUUGCAUUUCAGAUGUUAAGUACGUCCUUUUCAUAUUUCACUUUGAUAUAUUCCACACAAUAGAAUAGAUGAUUUCAUGUUAGACAUACUAGUAUUGAAAUAAAUAUUGCUUUAUACUUUGUCUUGUUCAAA
Apis cerana (Asiatic honeybee) is the source of this 7628-nucleotide messenger RNA. RefSeq lists its product as uncharacterized. The record is from RefSeq and is a predicted model, not a curated record. Gene Ontology annotation, molecular function: olfactory receptor activity; odorant binding. Gene Ontology annotation, biological process: detection of chemical stimulus involved in sensory perception of smell; sensory perception of smell. Gene Ontology annotation, cellular component: plasma membrane. NCBI's taxonomy places the organism in Eukaryota, Metazoa, Arthropoda, Insecta, Hymenoptera, Apidae.